Messenger RNA from Carassius auratus (goldfish), 3998 nucleotides. RefSeq names its product sterile alpha motif domain containing 12 (gene samd12). The record is from RefSeq and is a predicted model, not a curated record. The coding region runs from base 483 to 1031 and encodes 182 amino acids. Gene Ontology annotation, biological process: cell surface receptor protein tyrosine kinase signaling pathway. The transcript is spliced from 5 exons. Gene Ontology annotation, molecular function: protein binding. Gene Ontology annotation, cellular component: cytoplasmic side of plasma membrane. NCBI's taxonomy places the organism in Eukaryota, Metazoa, Chordata, Actinopteri, Cypriniformes, Cyprinidae.
GCUUCAAACAUCAAACAAACAAACGAAGCUUCCCCUCUGCCGGACUGAGAUUAUGAUUGGCUGCGGAUCAGCCGCAGAUCUUUGUCCUGCUUCUGCGCUGGAAACCUAAGACAUGGAGAUGGGCUCGCGGGGCCCGUGGGCUUCAAAUCAGUCUAUGCAUGUACUGUAAAGAUUCACGAUCUGCAUCAUUCAGCAUCUGCACGUCCACCCACUGAUUCACAUCUUGCCGCGGAACACCAUUGAGAGGAACAGAACACAAUACAGCAUGUUCCUUCUCCGAAUUAACCAUUUUAAUGUUUAGAAGCCGUAUUUUCUGCGACUCUUUCACGUAGGUCAUUGAGAUGCGAUGCGCUCUUCAUUGAGGAGAAGCGGACUGGCGCGCGCGCGUUAUUAUUAAUCAGCUUUCAUAAGGCGCGCGAGCUGGACGCUUCUGUCAGAGAGCCAAGUGUUUCGUUUGUGUUUCGACCACCUGCUCUGGUACCAUGAUGUUAGGGCAGUCUCCUCACCUUAUCGGGGGAAUCCUCUGGAUUCAAAACCCAAUGCGAGCUGUUCACUGCAAUCUGACCCAGAAUGGGCUUGACCAUCAGGUGUGUGCAGAGGAUGUGACCUCACACCUGGAGGAAGUGUCUGUUGAUCACGGACUGGAUGAUGACAGCCCAGGCUUUCAGGACCAGAGUCCUGGUUUCCAGCGACGAUCUCCACCUCAGCGCUCUGUCUCAGAAUCUGAGCUCUCCAGGCCGGGAACUGUGAAGCUGUCCAAACCCGUGGCCCUGUGGAGCCAGCAGGACGUGUGUAAAUGGCUGAAGAAACACUGUCCCAAUCAACACCAAGUCUACAGUGACUCCUUCAAGCAGCACGACAUCACAGGUCGAGCUCUGAUGAGGCUCACUGACAGGAAGUUGGAGCGUAUGGGCAUCAUGCAGGAGAGUCAGAGACAGUACAUCCUACAGCAGGUCCUCCAGCUCCGCGUCAGAGAAGAGGUCCGCACUCUGCAGCUGCUCACCCAAGCCUCUCUGGAGAGUUCACCAUAACUUGAGGGUUCCAGGAGGUCCUCCGAUCCUUGACCAUCUUCUCAGACGUCCACAGCACACACCAGACUGCGGUCUUCCUUCAGUCUACUUCUCAAAAACUCUUCUAAAGCAGAUCUAGACCCUCCCUCAUCAAAACAAUCCUAAAAAGGACCCAACUGAUCUUCAGUAGCUCUUCAGUAUACAGCAUAUCAGUUCCAAACACCAAGAAUCUCCUGGACAACUGAUGUUCCCUUUUGGACAAUGUGAAAGACUUGCUGCUGAAUUAUCUUGUUUGUUGUAUGUAAUCCUGAAGUGUAGCACUUUAACCUCUUUCUUCCUGCCAGUGUUCAGCACACAGCCUGUUAGCAUAUCUGACUAGCAUGAUGUUCUACAGUAUGACACACCCUGGACUUCCUGCAACAGUACAGAAGAAGAGUAUCUAUCUAUCUAUCUAUCUAUCUAUCUAUCUAUCUAUCUAUCUAUCUAUCUAUCUAUCUAUCUAUCUAUCUAUCUAUCUAUCUAUCUAUCAUUAGAUAUAUAGCUAUCUGGCUAUCUAAAUGGGUAGCCGUUUAGCUAAUUAGCUAUCUGUAGCUAACUUGUCUGUCUAUCUAUUUAGCUAGCUAGCUAGCUAGCUAGCUAAUUAGGUCUCUGUAUAGCAAACGUGUUUAGCUAUGCAGCUUAUUAGCUAUCUAGACAAGAAAACAAGCUGUCUAGCUAGCUUUCUUCACCUGUUAACAUUCUUAUGAAAUAGCAACAUGUGGACUCCACCCUUUGCACGUCUAAAUAUUACUUGUCUUUUCCUCUCUUUUUGUGUCUGCCGUCUCUUAGUGUAAUGUAAACCGUCUGGUCGGCUUGCUUGGUUAGUCGUCUUUUUUGUCUUUUUAUGUCCCCGAGCUUGAAUUCCUUCACCAUCCAUCAAAAGCAAGAUCCUGUUAUUACGUAUCCCAUAGACUGAACUGCACUGUGACUGUGACCAGGUCUCUUAAAAAGACAAGCCCACCCUUCCACUGGGAGCUGCGUUCCACCCCAAAUCCUUCUUUCAUUGCCGGACCAAAUGCAUUAUACUGUCAUCUCUUGAUCCGGAGCCAAACUUGGGUUUCGACUCAUGGAGGAAUUCAAUUAGAAGGCAGGAUGAAGCAACUGAGCUCAGAGCUGUGAAACUGCAAAGAAUCAGAAAUUGGAGACGAUACUUCUUUACUUUUUUUGGUUAUGAAGGCAGGAGAAAGAAGGGGAAAAAUAGAUGACAUGUCUCUCUGAAGUCUCAUCCUGCCAUUGGGAGAGAUGGAGAAAGGAAGGGAAUGUACUUUUAGGCAUGGAACGGCAUUAUUAAAAAAAGUGUAUAAACCAGACAGAGUGUUAUUUUUGAGAAAAGAGGAUGCAAGAUGCCUGUCACUAAGAGCCUUGAACUUUCCAUUCACUGUAUCUUUUUGAAUAGAAAUCUUCACAAAGGCAUCACUGUUAAUAUGACAUGGCCAUUCGCUGUUACCUUUUUAACUUGGAAGCACAUGGAAGUACUGAAGCAAAUGAACUGUCUUUGUACCCUUUGAUCAUUGUCACCUUUGUAUCAAACCUCUGUUACUUACAAGAGCCUCAGGCGUCAACAAGGCUUCUCACAACAAAGAGACUUACCACAAUUGUAGCAUGACUCCGCAAAUAUUGCACACCUUCCACAAAGGCGCUGACAUGGUUACCGAUAAAAGUCCAUGACAGCGCAGACCCACCAUUGAUUAACCGGAGCAGCUCCGGUUGUUUUGAGGGCUACAGUAAUAGGUUACAUGCUGCCGAUCGUGGCAUCCGGCCAUGCCUAUGAUGGAAGGUUUGCCUUACAAGAUGCUUUAGAUUGCAAUGAGAUCCAAAAAUUGAGUACUUUCGAUUAGACCCUGUCGAUUAGAUCUCGUAUUGGCUCUUGUCUGGCUCACAGGAUGGAGUCAAUACUGGGAAUCUGGGGAAAAGCAUGUUCCAAUUAAAAACUAGCUACCAUUUCAUGCCUUUGUGGGGCCUUGGUGUUUUUUUAUAGCUUAGAGAGGGCUCAACGCCAGAGGCUUUUGAUGACUGAGGGAACUUGUGGAGGGCUGAGAGAGUGAAAACCGAAAUGGUCAUUGGUUUUAUAGCUGCUAAACUAGCAUGGAUCUCACUAUAUAGAGAAUUUGUGGUUCCUUAGAGAGACAUUUUUAAAAGGAAAUCACAUUUUGGCUCAAAAUGGGUUUGUCUUGGACAGUUCACAUGAGCCGUAGUAGGAAGUGACAAACAUUAUGCAAGUAGCUCUAUAUCAGCUCUUAAAGACACUGAACGAGAGUUUGUGUUCUUUUCAUGUGGAUUAGAUUAUUAGAUCGCAAGAUGUUCACCCACGAGGGGUUUGUUUUUGAUUUGAACUUUAUGAGACCAUCUCAUGGUACAUUAACCGCAGAGUUCAAGUCAAUUCAAAUUGUUCCGCAAAAACUCAAUUGCAGCAUACUGUCGAUUCAGACUCUUAGUUCGCCUUAGGGUCUUUUUGUUAUUUUCUAAGAAAACUGCAUAGGAAUUAUUUAAUUUUUUUAAAGAUUACAUUUUAUAGCAUAAUACUACAGUUGUACAAUAUACUAAAAUUGUGUUUGAUAAUCACAUAAAAAGAUACCUAGUAGUACUAUAUAUAUAUAUAUAUAUAUAUAUAUAUAAUUUUCUUUGAUACACUUCAGGAUCAAAUAACAUAGAUUCAGUCAUUAUCACGAGAGUGGCCACAGAAAAACAAAAAGGCAAACACUAAUGGUUCUUUUUGAUCUUCAAGACGUUAGACCUUGAAAAAGCAAAUUCAUAAUAAUUAAGGCACAAAUGUGCAAGGAUAAUAAACAAAUAAAAAUUCACCCUCUGCUCUUAUAUUUAUGAGAAUUGCGUUUAGAUCAACAUAGACUCCAACACUUCUUUGAGGAAUAGAAUAUAGCUUUUGUUAGAUACGCAUCUCUCUGCCAGUGUAGUUCGAUCUGACAUAAUGUAAAAGUGUACACUCUACUC